Molecule: messenger RNA, 2094 nt
Organism: Exophiala bonariae
Lineage: Eukaryota; Fungi; Ascomycota; Eurotiomycetes; Chaetothyriales; Herpotrichiellaceae
Exons: 2
Coding region: 1-2094 (697 amino acids)
Biological process (GO): regulation of DNA-templated transcription; DNA-templated transcription
Molecular function (GO): DNA-binding transcription factor activity, RNA polymerase II-specific; zinc ion binding; DNA binding
Source: RefSeq, a predicted model, not a curated record
AUGAAUAUCCACGUUGAGCGACACACUUCGCGCCUCGAGCGAGCCCCUCGCACCAGUCGAGCCUGUUCGCUCUGCCAUGCUCGGAAGGUCAAAUGUGACAUUAGUCCAAGCAAGUCACAGUGCUCAAACUGCCAGCGUGAUGGUAUAGUUUGUGAACAAAGGCCACGACAACGAAAGACACAUCCUCCCAAAGCGAAGGUUCCACCUUGGAAGAGCCCUGUGAGCAGCCCAAAUGUCGCUAUUGAACAUGCUCAGAAUCAGAUCCUGGCGUCCAUGACCAAUCUUCGCACAAUGCAUCAGGUAGCAGCAUCACAAAAUGAAAGUGAAAUGCACCACGAGAUAGAGGUAUCUCAACAACCGCAGCGCCCUUUAGUGACUGGCACCCAAGGCGAGACCAACCAACAUCAGAAUCAUUCGCCUUCAGGGAAAUCAAUUUCCAGUACUUGUAGCAGCUACGAGUGCGGUUACAUGCAACGCUCAACGUACAUUGCCCCAGAUGAUUUGAGGGCGGAAGACGGUUCGGAGAUUAACUAUCCUGCGCCUCCUCAGUCUGAAACCACUCACAAGAUAGCUAUACUCCAAAACGCUUUCAAACUCCCCCCACGCGCAGUACGGGAGUCACUGUUUGAGAAUUUCUGGACGCACUGCUAUGUCUGGGACCCGAUUAUCGAUCGAUCGCAGAUUAUUGGCAAAGAUCUGGAGAACUUAUCGCCUCUCUUGCUUCAAACCAUCUUUCUGGCGGGAAGUCGUAUCGCAUCGCCGUCUCAGCCUCGCCUUUUCGCCACCUCGGAGGAUUAUUAUACGCGAGCAAAGACACUAUUUUGGCUCGAUUAUGAAAAGGAUCCAAUGAAUCUCCUAAUUGCCUCUUCCUUGAUGCAUUGGUGGAAUCCGCAUGGGCCAGAACGAGUAUCUACCAAUACCAGUAGCUUUUGGUGUCGAAUCACUGUCAGCUUGGCUCAGCAAAUGGGUCUCCACCGUAGCGCAAAGGUCGUCCCAAAUGAAUCUCUGCGACGCCGGAUAUGGUGGUCCAUCGUGGCCCGCGACUGCCUAAUUAGCGUCGCUCAUGGACGGCCGCAGGCCAUUAGCAUUGAGGAAUCUGAUAUCCCUCGACCUACUCUGGAGGACUUCCCGGAAGUGCCAUCAGUAGGAGCAUUUUUUGUUGCCUAUGUCGAAUUGUCUCUGAUCAUGGGACGGUUCACUCGACAUGAGAUCCAAAAGUCAUCCUCCAAAGAUCUGAACACUGCAAUCGAAGACGCACUAUAUCGCUGGACGAGAAAUCUUCCUGAGCAUCUCCAGCUAUCCAAUCGCAGCACCAACGGCUCAAACUCAUCAUUAUGUCAAUCUGUGAAAUCUUAUACCCUGGAAAGUCGGCAACUGAAUGUUCUAUACUUCACGACCAUCAUUCUCAUUUACCGCUCUAAGAGUCUCGAUGGCCCUUUCCCUACAGCAGCUGUUAUGGCAGCUUCUACGGUGGCGGGAAUCAUUGAAGACUUUGUCGCUCGUGACGAAGUGCGAACUCUGGGACCAUGCUUCAGCUUCCACAUCCUAACCGCUUCGAUCGCCUUACUUUCAUGUUAUCCGUACCCUCAGCUAUGGGUACUCGCCCAGGAAGAUCUCAAGGCUUUGGCACAGGGUCAAGAAGAACUGCAAAAGAGAUGGCCAACAGUGCUUGGCAGCAUCGCAAGUUUCGAGCGCAUGCUCAAGUACUGUAUCGCAACACAGAAAAAAGUGACUGGGACACCGCAAAGCUCUCUAACUCCAUACCAGGCCGUAUUUUUUGAUACAAUCGAUGUAACAUUAUGCCGGCUAUACCGUCCUCUGACAUUGAAGCUCGAUGACGCAAGUCUGUCCCCGACUUACUUUGACAUGAAUAGUCAGGCACUUGUUCAGACUCUGAGAGGUGAAAACCAAUUGCCUUCAAUGGCGUCGAUAUACAGUCACGGCGAUCUCAUCGACCGGGCGACCUUUCUAGGCCACGAACAGCCUGUAGAUUUAUUGGGAACAGACCAGAUGUUUCCAGAGGACACAUUGAUUUCGAACGGGGCUAUGGGAGAUUGGCUAUUCUGGGAACUACCAAAUCUUACUGGAGCAUAA